AACUUUAAAAUUUUCAGUUAAUACACUGUAUGAUUAAUCUGGGAUCAUUAGUGACGUUCAUUUGCUGGCUCUGUACUGAUGCAACGCCCCCUUACAAUAACGAUUGACUUAUGUAUGAAAGAACAUUACAUUUGUUGACAAAAAAGAGCAAGAUAACGAAACGAAAGCAAUCUACGUUCAAAACCUGCGCUUUCACAGCGGGGACUUUGGCCCUAUAGUCUCCAAAAAUUACGUUAUUCUCCUGUCCAAUUCUCCCAUCCUCGUUUUCAGGUUUUCCCCGUACUUCGUGUAAUGCAGUGGCGUAGCCAGCCUGACAAUUUGGUCAUGCUAUGCAAAUUUCAAGUCAUUAGAAUUAUUAAACUUGCUGCAAACAAAAAACAAUGGUAUGGCAUGCUGGAGAUCAAUAUUUCCAUUCCAAUAUUCCCUUCAAUAUAUUGUAUAUUGUAUUGUCGUAUCAAAUAAAAACGUGGCAUUGCAAUCCUAAAGCGUUCGAGCUUGUGCUUAACGGUAGCGCACCCAUUCCAUUUUAGGUACCGGUAAGUCGGUAAACUAGUAUAUGAUCCACACGUGAUACAUGAUAUAGUCUUGAAGUAAAACACUGGUUAACUGUGAUUUGGUCAACAAUUUGCAUGACAAAUUUUAUCACGGUCAAGUUUACACAAGAUCAAGUCUGAAACAGCUCAAAUUACAUGAGAUCAUUGUGGAUCAGUAAGCAACAUUGUGACUGAAAAUGAAAUACCUAUAAUUCGAAAAGGUAUUGCUAAAAGUCAAGAGGAAAUAAACAUGCUACCAUUUUUGUGCUAAUACAAGUGCAUGAAACAAGAAGGAAACGACAACACAGCUAACGUACCCGGAAAUAAUCAGUGGACUGUGGCGGUUUGUUAAACAAAAUGGCAAACUUUGAGUUAAGAUCGUGGGAACUGGUUUGCUAUAGUCUCAUCUUUAUAAUUGGUGUUCUUGGUAACGCUACCGUAAUCCUUGUUAUCAGAAAUAGUGGUCAGUCAGAGAAACAUCGUUUUCGUGACGUGCCUUUCAAUGUGUACCUCAUGGCGCUAGCUAUAGUCGACAUGUCAUUAUCGAUAGUAUGUCUACCAGUGUAUAUAAUGAGUACAAGUGCUUUUCCUCAUCCUACUGGUAUUGGAGGUGAUGUAUUCUGUAAACUAGUCACAGGGAAUGUUCCUCAGUUUUGGCUGGCGGGCGUCUCAAUAUAUUUAUUAGUUGUUAUCAGCUUUGAACGGUAUGCGGCUAUUUCAAAACCAUUCACGACGCGUUUGGGCAAGACAAGGAAGACCUACGUAUACAUAGCUUUAGCGUGGUUCUUUGGUUUUGCCAGGGAAUUGCCGGUUAUAGUUGGAAUUCGCUACACAGCUACAAACGCUACAGUUGGAACAAGUUGUUAUUACUGGCCAAAACAGCUGCCUAAUAUAUUCAUAUUCUCGAUUCUUUUCAUCAGUCAAUAUCUUGCUCCAGCCGUGAUAUUUCUUAUAAAUUUCCACCGUAUUAAGAAACGUAUAAAUCGUCUGGAUAAGACGCUAAAAACUGCCCUAGGAGAUGCAAGACAACGCGUCAAAAUCAUGAAGAGUAAAGCGAGAAGUAUAAGAAUUGUGCUCAUGGUUUUGAUAACAUUUUUAAUAUGUUGGACACCGAAUAAUAUCAUGUAUCUCUUGUUUCAAUACGGAAAUGUAUCGGACGUUGAAUGGAGUUCAGAUUAUUACCAAUUUGGGAUCAUUCUGGGGUUUUCUUCGUCUUGCAUUAAUCCUUUUUUAUACGCGUUUCAAAGCAAACAGUUUCGAAUUCAUUGUGGAAAACUCUUUAGGAAAAUUUUCAAGAUCGGUAAAAAGGGACAACCUCUAGAUGCGAGCCAGAGCUUUACUACCUCAACAGCACAAGGUACCAAACUGAGCACAACAAACCUCCCGAGACGCUAAUUAAUUAGACAUUCUAAAAUAACUACGGUUAAUUCUGAAAAUGGAAAAAAAGCGC
Molecule: messenger RNA, 1983 nt
Organism: Dendronephthya gigantea
Lineage: Eukaryota; Metazoa; Cnidaria; Anthozoa; Malacalcyonacea; Nephtheidae
Product: bombesin receptor subtype-3-like
Exons: 1
Coding region: 891-1928 (345 amino acids)
Biological process (GO): G protein-coupled receptor signaling pathway
Cellular component (GO): membrane
Molecular function (GO): G protein-coupled receptor activity
Source: RefSeq, a predicted model, not a curated record